GGCCCCGCGCGCUCCGCCGCGCGUCACGUGAGCGCCGCGCGUGACGCGCUCGGGGGAGGGGGGGAAGGCGGAGAGAAGAUGGCGGUGUGCAUCGCCGUGAUCGCCAAGGAGAACUAUCCCCUCUACAUCCGGAGCGUUCCAACUGAAAACGAGCUGAAGUUUCACUACACUGUGCACACUUCCCUCGACGUUGUGGAUGAAAAGAUCUCUGCAAUGGGCAAGGCUCUCGUAGAUCAGAGGGAACUGUACCUAGGGCUCCUCUACCCCACUGAAGACUACAAGGUAUAUGGCUACGUGACAAAUUCAAAGGUGAAGUUUGUUAUGGUGGUGGAUUCUUCAAACACAGCACUUCGAGACAAUGAGAUCCGCAGUAUGUUCCGAAAGCUGCAUAAUUCAUACACGGACAUAAUGUGUAACCCUUUUUAUAACCCUGGGGACCGUAUCCAUUCCAGGGCUUUUGAUAAUAUGGUGAACUCCAUGAUGAUGCAGGUGUGCUGAGGCUCUGCCCCUUCUCAUCCGAGUGCUGAGAACAUUCCCCAUGUACAGGAGCAUCCCUACAAAGUGAUGUAUAUAUUGUCUUCAUUCUGUGUAAUUUUAAAUUUAUUCUAUGUAAAAAUAAACUCGACACCUGCAA
Messenger RNA from Phalacrocorax carbo (great cormorant), 634 nucleotides. The record is from RefSeq and is a predicted model, not a curated record. NCBI's taxonomy places the organism in Eukaryota, Metazoa, Chordata, Aves, Suliformes, Phalacrocoracidae.